AUGGAUGAGAUUGCCAAGGAGUACGACGUCUUGGUCGUCGGCACCGGUUUGACCGAGUGCAUUCUCUCUGGUGUCCUGUCCGUCAAGGGCAAGAAGGUUCUUCACAUCGACCGCAACGACCACUAUGGCGGUGAAGCCGCGUCCGUGAACCUCGAGGCGCUCUUCAAAAAGUAUGGCAACUACCAGAAGGGCGAGGAGCCCUGGAAGCAAUACGGCCGCCUCAACGACUGGAACAUCGACCUCGUCCCCAAGUUCCUCAUGUCCUCGGGCGAGCUGACCAACAUCCUCGUCUCCACCGAUGUCACGCGAUAUCUCGAGUUCAAGCAGGUCGCUGGCAGCUACGUCCAGCAAGGCUCCGGCCCCAAGGCCACCGUCGCCAAGGUUCCCUCCGACGCCGGCGAAGCCCUCAAGUCCCCGCUCAUGGGCAUCUUUGAGAAACGACGUAUGAAGUCCUUCAUCGAGUGGGUUGGCACCUUCGACCUCAAGGACCCGGCCACUCACAAGGGUCUCGACAUGAACACCUGCAGCAUGAAGGAGGUCUACGAUAAGUUCGGCCUCGAGACCGGUACCCGCGACUUCAUCGGCCACGCCAUGGGUCUGUACCUCACCGACGAUCACAUCACGACCAAGGGCCAAGCUCCCGAGGUCAUCGAGCGCGUCCGCCUCUAUGGCAACUCUGUCGCCCGGUACGGCAAGUCGCCUUACAUCUACCCGCUCUACGGCCUCGGCGAGCUGCCCCAGGGCUUCGCCCGCCUGUCCGCCAUCUACGGCGGCACCUACAUGCUCAACACCACCGUCGACGAGUUCCUGUACGAGGGCGACAAGGCGGUGGGCAUCAAGGCUACCAUGUCCGGCGUCGAGGAGAUGAAGUUUGAGACGAGGGCCAAGAUGAUCCUCGGCGACCCUUCGUACUUCCCCGGCAAGACCAAGGUUGUCGGCCACGUCCUCCGCGCCAUCUGCAUCCUCAAGCACCCCCUUGCUGGCACCAACGACAGCGACUCUUGCCAGCUCAUCAUCCCCCAGUCGCAGGUCGGCCGCAAGAAUGACAUUUACAUUGCCUGCGUCUCGUCCGCCCACAACGUCUGCCCCAAGGGCUACUGGAUCGCCAUUGUGUCGACCAUUGCCGAGUCGUCGGCCAACCACCACCUCGAGCUCCAGCCCGGGCUGGACCGCCUCGGCAAGAUUGAGGAACAGUUCAUGGGCCCGCCGAUCCCCAUCUCCGAGCCUCUCCAGGACGGCACCAAGGACAACAUCUUCAUCUCCAAGAGCUACGACGCCACCAGCCACUUCGAGACGACGACCGACGAUGUCAAGGACAUCUACCGCCGCUGCACCGGCGAGGAGCUCAAGGUCGAGGGUCUCAGGGACGGCCUCACCGUCGCCGACGAGCAAUAG
Purpureocillium lilacinum is the source of this 1395-nucleotide messenger RNA. RefSeq names its product Rab GDP dissociation inhibitor alpha. The record is from RefSeq and is a predicted model, not a curated record. Gene Ontology annotation, cellular component: cytoplasm. NCBI's taxonomy places the organism in Eukaryota, Fungi, Ascomycota, Sordariomycetes, Hypocreales, Ophiocordycipitaceae. Gene Ontology annotation, biological process: vesicle-mediated transport; small GTPase-mediated signal transduction; protein transport. Gene Ontology annotation, molecular function: Rab GDP-dissociation inhibitor activity.